Myxocyprinus asiaticus (Chinese sucker) is the source of this 2817-nucleotide messenger RNA. RefSeq names its product lysophospholipase 1 (gene lypla1). Bases 368 to 1057 code for a protein of 229 amino acids. Lineage: Eukaryota; Metazoa; Chordata; Actinopteri; Cypriniformes; Catostomidae. Gene Ontology annotation, molecular function: carboxylic ester hydrolase activity; palmitoyl-(protein) hydrolase activity. Gene Ontology annotation, cellular component: cytoplasm. The record is from RefSeq and is a predicted model, not a curated record. The transcript has 9 exons. Gene Ontology annotation, biological process: protein depalmitoylation.
CUUGUCGUUUGUGGCGGUUGUUAGCCUUUAAUACUGUUCCAGGAUCAGCCGUUCGGGUACCGAGUCCACCUUUGUAAAGCAUGAGACAAGACAAUAAGCUGACCUGAAGCCUACUAUAGUGUUGAUACGGGUCAUAAACCGAAACUGUCAGGAGUCCAUUCCAUGUUUAUUGAUCUCACUCAGCCCAGUGACAAAGUGUCGCUCGAUGAUUCAGUGUUUGAUCUCUGUUGCUGUUUUACGUUUUCCAGCGACGCAAAAUUACAAGCGUUGUAGACAGCUGUUGACAUUGAAUCUGUGCCUUUGGUGACACCACGGUAGCUAACAGUUUGAGCUUUCCCUCGCUGAAUGCAAAACUCUAGGUCCUUUUAUGUGCGGUAAUAACAUGUCAGCGCCGCUGCCAGCGAUAGUGCCCGCCGCGCGUAAAGCAACGGCUGCGGUGAUCUUUCUCCAUGGCCUGGGAGACACAGGGCAUGGAUGGGCCGAAGCUAUGGCGGGGAUCAGGACCCCUCAUGUCAAGUACAUUUGCCCUCAUGCACCAGUCAUGCCCGUCACCCUCAACAUGAACAUGGCAAUGCCAUCCUGGUUUGACAUAAUUGGACUCCGUCCAGACGCAGAGGAGGAUGAAUCAGGAAUUAAAAAAGCUGCUGAAAGCAUCAAAGCACUGAUUGAUCAAGAGGUUAAGAACGGCAUUCCGUCUCAUAGGAUUGUUCUGGGAGGAUUCUCUCAGGGUGGUGCGCUCUCUCUCUACACCGCUUUAACUACUCAUCAGAAGUUGGCAGGUGUGGUCGCGCUCAGCUGUUGGUUACCACUCAGGAAUACCCUCUCACAGUCAGUGAUAAGCAAUAAUAAGGACAUACCGGUGCUACAGUGUCAUGGUGAAGCAGAUCCGCUGGUUCCUCUUGUCUUUGGCUGUCUCACUGUAGAGAAACUCAAAACUAUGCUUAACCCUGCCCAUAUCACCUUCAAAACAUAUCCCAGGAUGCCUCACAGCUCAUGUCCUGAGGAAAUGAUGGACAUCAAACAGUUUAUUGAGAAGCACCUCCCCCCAAUUAAUUAAUCGAUAACUUAUAAUUGGCCAUGUGACUCAAUCAUGGACUGUUUCAAGCUGCUACGUCUUCAUCUGACUGAAUUCAGCCCAACACUUCCAAACCCAGCUUAAACUAAGCUCAAGAGUAUUAAAACCUCAGAGUUUAGGACUGUACUGAGAUAAACUAGUAUCACUGAGUCUUUAGAAGACUCUGAAUUGCACGAUCUUGCAAUAGUAACCGAUUUAACAUUGUAAUAUCCUACUCAGGCUAUUGAUUGGUUGAUAUGUAUUUUAAAAAGGUUUCCACGGCUACUGCAAGUCUCAUUUUCUCAUUGGUUAACACUCUAUGGCAUUAAGUGAUGUAAAAACCCAUGUGAUCAUGUGGGUUAAAGGGCUCCACGUAUUGAGUUGGAAUAAAAAAAAAAAAUUGUGAAUACCAGCAUCGAUUAGUUGUGAUCUAGCAGUUUGUUAUAAGCAGGUUAUAAGGACUAUAGGUAUGGAAAAAGAAUGUUCCGGGUUGAAUACAGUAGUUGGUAUUAAGCCUGGGACAUUCCUUCAACUUUGGUGCAGUUUUGGGCUGCUGCCUGCAAUUUUUCACACUCAAAUUUAAAAGCUCACCAUUAACACUGUAGACUAAUUGCAAAUAAAUGGUCUCAUUUUUCAGACACCCCCCCCCCCAAAUAAUAAAAGAAUCAUAUUUAUCAUUAUUCAUAAAUAAUAUUAUGUAUGUUUACAAUCUUAUGAUGAAUAGAAAGGUUAAAAAAAACAAAACACAUUUUUGUUUUGUUGUCCUAAAUAUGCAAGCAUGUAAUUCCGGUUAUCUUUGCUCCAGCUCCCUGCAAAAUGGCUUAUUUAAUUCCACCAGAUGGCAGCAAGUACUAAGAAAAAGAAUAUGUCCUCUAUCGCCUUCUAUCACAAUAUGCAAAUAUGAAAAGUAGGUGGCGCUCUUACGCAAGUCUGCCCUUACAAAUGUGCUUGGCCAUAGACAUUCAGUCUAAUUUUCAGUUUAUGCACCAUCCCCAUUGUUUCAUCGAAUAUCCCGGCCUCUGAGUGGACUAGAAGGUCAAUUUAGAUGUAAUUAGAAAGCUGAUAUGGUGUAUAACAUUUUGUCAUCCAUAGUCAAUAAUAUAUUUUUCCUAUGAUUUGUUUAGCAUGCUUUCCCUGCUGGACUGAAUUUUUUGUUCUGGUCAUCUAAGAUGGUUCUGGUCAUCUCACAGACAUGUAAACAAUGGUUCAUUGUACAGAAAACUGCCAAAGAUAAGAGCAGAUAUCAAAGCAGUGAUCGGUGCAUAAGAGACAUUUGUAUUUGAUGUCUUACAGAAAUCAUAUUUCAACUUUUGAAACUAUAGAAAUGUGGGAUUAGGGCAACAAUAUAAACUUUAUAGUCGCAUUCCCUUUCAUUUGAUAUAUGACUUGCUAUGAUAUAAGUGCUAUGCGAAAGACUUAUAUUCAUAUUAACAUUACUACCACAUUACCUCUAGGUGGCGCUUAUUUGCGACCCAGAUGUUUUCAGCGCUUAUUUUGCUAUUUUAUGUAACAAAAAUGUGAAGUGAUGGUGUCCUAUGAAAAGUUCAGAUUCUACGUUUUCAAAUAAUACCCACAUAUGCCUGACUUGUGUAUCCGGGGACUUUGACGUUUUAAGCGUAAACUUAUUUCCCGACAUAUCGCGCCCCCCCCCCGCCCUCCACCACCGGUGGAGUUAAGAGGUUAAACUUUUCUAAAACUGUCCUUUUGUAUUAAUUUCUCAGUUUAGAAGAAGAAAAGGAACAUUAAAAACAAACCAUUUUCAA